AUGCCCUCCAACUUCACCGAGUAUGCAUCAAAUCAGGAUCCACCACGAGGCAUCAUGUACAAUAUGUAUGACAGUUCAGAUUCGGAAGCAUCUAUAGAACGGUUGCCUAUAAACAGGAAAAAAGUUUCAAAAUUAACGAAAGAGCAAAAGGAAAAGAAUUCAAAGCUUUGGGCAGAAAUCAAAGAAAUAGACAAACAACGGAAUCCGAGACCAGGAAAAAAGGCCGAUAGAAGGUUUGUCGCAGCUCCGAGUAAGAUUUUGGAAGGAGACACUCCGAUACGCCCAUUCACCGAAGAACUGCUCUGGCACGAUGGAAAUGUAUCAGGAACCGCUGCACAGAUUUUUGAAAUGGUGUAUCCAAAUAGAAGACUCGCCGGUCAUAUACCAUGGAGGGACGGAAACUUCUCGGCUCCCGCUAAUCAUUGUGAUUUUCUCGAACAGGCAAACCAAGAUAAACUUCGAACGUACAAAGGAGUACCUGAAGAAGUUAAAAAACAGAAGAAGUUCAAAGAAAUAUUAGAGAACGUUCAAGAAGUACUGUGGAUUAUCCACUACAAUCGGGUCGAUGCGAGUUUAGAAAGAACAUUCAAUCUCAUGAUCCAGAAGUUCAUGUGUCGGUUCGACGAAAACCGCCGAUUGAAGCUAAUUACCAUAACCGACUUAUCGUUGGCUUGGAAUAGAAACAUAUCAGCUGAAAACGCGUCCAUAAUGUGUCAAAGAGAAAAAGACUGGGAGUUAAGACCAGUUUUUGUUGACGGACUGGCAUUUACUCAAGUGUUGCUUCCCUCCACCGAUUCAAAACCGCCCAAACUCCCCAUCAGGGCUCUUGUCGAGAUACUCUUACAUUUCAUUCUAGACGGCCAUGAAACAGUUUUAUAUCUGCCUGAAAUUUAUCAAAAGUCGGCAGACCUAUCUGACAACAUUGAAAACAUCCAUGCUUUGUCUGACAUGAAUCUUGUCCGAUUUGUGGAUACGGCUAACGUAGAAUCUUUGGAAUCAUUUGUACUACAAAAAGCCGAAGAUAAUUACGGUAUUGUUGUUUCGCCAUGCCAAGAUCUCCCCACCCAUCAUUCCGUCCAAUGCUACCCAACUGUGUAUAGAUACUCUCCAAAAGUAGAAGAAUUUAUGCUUACGACAAUUUUCAAAAAGUGCUCCAUUUCAACACCCGUCGUUGAGAAAACCAAUACAAAGAUUCAGAAAAAUAAUGCUGAUUUUGAUCUCGAAACAAUUCAAAAAUUCAAAACAACUAUGUUAAUUACUGAUGAAAUUUUCGAGUGGGAGGACUCAUUUGAAACAGAUAUCUCCGAGAACGAGGCAGACAUCUCUCCGGAUGAAGAAAAAUCAGACAUUCCAACAUUCACUGCGAUACCCAGCAAAGAUUCUGGCGUGGAUGUUGAUUGUUCAACUUCUGGUAAUCUGAACGAGCACGAGUCUACCACUCCCGAAACUUUAUCAAACAUUUCAAGCGGUUCGGAAGAGUUUCAAUGUUACCAAACGUUUUCUAUGAAGUGUCGUCUGCACUCCGAUUCCGAAAAGAGAAAAUUUGAUACUUUCUCCAACCAAUUGACUCUGAAACGUCAAGUGUUAUUGGUAUUUAGUGAUGAUAUUUCGAUGUUUCUCUACAAAUCUGAAAAUUAUAUUUCAGGUAUGUUCGUUCCUCCGCCUAUCUGUGUUCCAUUUUCAACGGAGACGACAAAUUCAUCCGCCAUUUGCCGGAGUUAUUACCGACCUUCAUGCAAAAAUCCAUGCUCGACGUCAUUGGACCUACUAUCAGUAGCAUCAAAAGUUGAGAAACUAUAA
Molecule: messenger RNA, 1800 nt
Organism: Caenorhabditis briggsae
Lineage: Eukaryota; Metazoa; Nematoda; Chromadorea; Rhabditida; Rhabditidae
Gene: Cbr-eri-9
Product: Protein CBR-ERI-9
Exons: 9
Coding region: 1-1800 (599 amino acids)
Source: RefSeq, a predicted model, not a curated record